Molecule: messenger RNA, 2841 nt
Organism: Rosa rugosa (rugosa rose)
Lineage: Eukaryota; Viridiplantae; Streptophyta; Magnoliopsida; Rosales; Rosaceae
Product: histone-lysine N-methyltransferase, H3 lysine-9 specific SUVH1-like
Exons: 4
Coding region: 295-2493 (732 amino acids)
Cellular component (GO): nucleus
Molecular function (GO): zinc ion binding; protein binding; histone methyltransferase activity
Source: RefSeq, a predicted model, not a curated record
GGAAAAAGGAGAGAAAACAAAGAAAUGAAAAGACCCGCUCUCAGUUCAGUCAGCAGAAGAAAAGCAGUUGUCUUUCCAAAAGAAACAAUAUUUCCAGAUCUGUUAAAAGAUACCAGCUUGUGCAGUCUCCAUCGUUAUGUGGUUCUUAGCUCAAGUUGCAUUCUGCACCCCAACUUUGUCUUCUCAGUGCCUGCGAAUUUGCACUUAAUCUUUCAAGUAUUCUGCUGUUGAAACAGUUACGGUAUUGAUAUUUGGGUAUUCGAAAAAUUGUUUCUGUUUCCCUGGUACUUUUAAAUGGAACACAGUUUAGGUCAAGACUCUAUUCCUGGUUUUGGGUCAUUUGAUAAGUCUAGGGUUUUGGAUGUAAGGCCUUUGAGGCGUCUUGUUCCUGUAUUCCCCUCACCUUCUAGUAAUUCUUCAUUUUCGACACCCCAAGGUGCUGCUCCUUUUGUUUGUGCUUCUCCUGCUGGUCCUUUCCCACCUGGGGUUUCCCCAUUUUUCCCCUUUUUCAUUUCAUCAGAGUCUCAAAGGCCGCUCCAACAAAAUCUACAAACACCAAGUGGUAUACCCAAUGAGAAUCAACCGUUUGGCUUCAGUAAUCCAAUAUCUAAUGCAGUUCCAAUAAAUUCCUUUAGGAAUCCUCCUCCACCCUCAACCCCCAACCAGAGUACAGGAACUUCGAAUGGAGGAGAUACUACACCUUCGAGAAGGAUUACUAGAAGUCGUGUCCUACCACAACCGCAACGUGGGGCUGCGGAGGAAGAUGGUUUUAGCGAGAGCGUUGUUGAUGCAGGAAAUACAAGGAAAGUCGGGAGGCCAAAGGGUAAGUUCCAGUCUCAAAAGAGGACACGGGGUGGCCAGGACAUUAAUGUUGCCUUGCCUGAUGUCGACAUUGAUGCAAUAGUUCAUAAUGUUCUCACCACAUAUACUAAUACCUUGAGACAAACUGAUGGCAACAAGGAAUCAGUUGGAUAUGUACUCGUGUGUUAUGAUCUACUACGAAGAAAGAUUUCACAAAUUGAAGAGAUGAAGGAAGGGAUACCAGGAGUGUCGAGAACAGGACGCUCUGAUCUAAGGGCUGGAACUCUCUUCAUGAAUAAGGGAAUUAGGACAAAUGCCCAAAAGAGGAUUGGUACAGUGCCCGGUGUUGACGUUGGGGAUAUUUUCUUUUUCCGAAUGGAACUGUGCUUGGUUGGAUUACACGCUCCAACUAUGGGUGGGAUUGAUUAUAUGGGAGUCAAGAACAGUUCAGAGGAAGAGCCCUUAGCAUUGAGCAUUGUUUCUUCUGGAGGGUAUGAGGAUCAUAUGCAGGAUGGGAAUGAGUUGAUAUAUAGUGGCCAAGGUGGCAAUGCCGGCAACGAUAACAGGAAAGAUAAGGAAACAAAGGAUCAGAAGCUUGAAAGGGGUAAUCUAGCUUUGGAGAAAAGUUUGCAUCGGGGUAAUGAUGUAAGAGUAAUUCGGGGUAUUAAGGAUGUUUCUAAUCCAACUGGGAAGGUAUAUGUCUAUGACGGUCUAUACAAAAUCCAUGAAUCAUGGGUAGAUAAAGGAAAGAGUGGUGGCAAUGUAUUCAAGUACAGAUUGGUAAGAUUACCUGGACAGCCUGAAGCGUUUACAGUAUGGAAAUCAAUUGAGCAAUGGAAAGAAACAAAUACUACAAGGGUUGGAUUGAUAUUGCCAGAUCUUACUUCAGGGGCAGAAACUUUUCCCGUUUCUCUUGUAAAUGACGUAGAUGGCGAGAAAGGCCCUGCACACUUCACAUAUAUUCCUAGUCUUAAGUAUUCAAAACCUGUUAAUCUUACAGAACCUACUGCUGGGUGUAAUUGUACUGGUGGAUGUCUCCCUGGUAAUUCCAACUGCCCUUGCAUUCAGAAAAAUGGAGGUUAUCUCCCAUAUACUGCAAAUGGGCUUCUUGUGAACCAAAAAUCCUUAUUACAUGAAUGUGGUCCUUCCUGCACAUGCCCUCCUAAUUGUCGUAAUCGUGUGUCCCAAGGUGGCUUGAAAAUUCGUUUGGAAGUGUUUAAGACUAAGGAUAAAGGUUGGGGUUUGAGGUCCUGGGAUCCCAUCCGUGCUGGUGCUUUCUUAUGCGAGUAUGCAGGGGAAGCUCUAAAUGUUUCUGGUAUAGGAAAGCUUGGGGAUGACCGUGCAGAUGAUUACAGUUUUGAUGCUAAUCGUACUUGUCAGCCACUGGGAGUUCUGCCUGGUGAUUCUAAUGAGACUCCAAAUGUCCCUUUUCCUCUACUUAUAAGUGCAAAUACUGCUGGAAAUGUUGCUCGCUUUAUGAAUCACAACUGUUCUCCAAAUGUGUUCUGGCAACCAAUUUUACGUGAAAAUAAAAAUGAAUCUGAUUUACAUGUUGCGUUUUAUGCGGUUGGACACAUUCCUCCUAUGACAGAGUUGACUUAUGAUUAUGGGAUGAUCCCUUAUGAGAAAGCAUACCAGAGGAAGAAAAUAUGCCUUUGUGGGUCAAUAAAGUGUAGAAGCUUCUUUUACUAAUGGCUUGUUAAUGGGUUUAUCUGAUGAUGAAGGAUGUUGAUAAUUUCAACUUGUUGAAAAAGUUGGUAUGCUGUCGACUGUGUGAAAGAACUCAUGUAGUAUGUUUGCCUAGGAGAGCAUCUAUUUUCAGAGUUUCCUUACCUUGGAAGCAUCAGGUUUCACAAAUAUUCAAGGUAUUCCAGAAAAUCACGCUUUCCCCAUUAAUGACUUUAGUAUUGGGCACAUGCAAGAUCCUCUUUGGUCAUUGUCAAUCUAUGCUGUAACAUAGAUGUUAUUGGGAGAUUUCUUAUGGAGUUGUUUUACUUGCUUGUAUCUGUUUGCAAAAAGUACAUUUCUCAUCCUGGCGAA